Bacidia gigantensis is the source of this 1767-nucleotide messenger RNA. RefSeq lists its product as uncharacterized. The coding region runs from base 1 to 1767 and encodes 588 amino acids. The transcript has 6 exons. NCBI's taxonomy places the organism in Eukaryota, Fungi, Ascomycota, Lecanoromycetes, Lecanorales, Ramalinaceae. Gene Ontology annotation, cellular component: nucleus. The record is from RefSeq and is a predicted model, not a curated record. Gene Ontology annotation, biological process: regulation of mRNA splicing, via spliceosome. Gene Ontology annotation, molecular function: zinc ion binding; mRNA binding.
AUGGCGUGGCGCAAUCAGGGUGUCACAGGCUCGAACAAUAUUCCUUUGGGAAACCGUCGACGUUUUGGCGGUGAUGGCGGCUCAGCUCCAUAUGUCAAGGAGGAGGAGGACUACAAUCCAAGCCAACCGUUAAAUGACUAUGGAGAUGGAGGCCAUAAACGUGGUCGAAGCCCUGAAAGAGGCAUCAAACUCGAAGAUGGCGAGAAGCGUCGCAAAAAGCGCAAUCGGUGGGGAGACGCUGCCGAGAAUAAAGCUGCUGGCUUGAUGGGCUUGCCAACCAUGAUCAAAGCAAAUAUGACAACUGAGCAACUAGAAGCAUAUACCUUGCAUUUGCGUAUUCAAGAAAUUAGUGAGAAGCUAAGAAUCAACGAUGUUGUUCCUGCAGAUGGCGAUAGAUCUCCUUCUCCACCUCCUCAGUAUGAUAACUUCGGUCGCCGUGUCAAUACACGCGAGUAUCGCUACCGCAAGCGUCUCGAAGACGAGCGUCACAAGCAGGUCGAAAAAGCGAUGAAAAUCAUCCCGAAUUAUCAUCCACCAGCUGAUUAUAGGCGCCCUACUAAGACACAGGAGAAGGUCUAUGUGCCUGUUAAUGACUAUCCAGAGAUUAACUUCAUUGGACUUCUCAUCGGUCCUCGUGGUAAUACACUAAAGAAAAUGGAAACUGAAUCUUUGGCAAAGAUUGCUAUUCGAGGCAAAGGAUCUGUCAAGGAAGGCAAGGGUCGAUCUGACGCGGCGCAUACCAGCAACCAAGAGGAAGAUCUCCAUUGCUUGAUUAUGGCAGAUACCGAGGAAAAAGUGAACAAGGCCAAGGAGCUCAUUCAUAAAGUCAUCGAGACGGCCGCUUCGAUACCUGAAGGCCAGAAUGAGCUCAAACGCAAUCAGCUUCGUGAACUUGCGGCAUUGAACGGUACUCUCAGGGAUGACGAAAACCAGGCAUGCCAAAACUGUGGUGAAAUCGGCCAUCGCAAAUACGACUGUCCCCAACAACGCAAUUUCACCGCUAACAUUAUUUGUCGAGUCUGUGGCAAUGCAGGCCAUAUGGCAAGAGAUUGUCCGGAUAGACAGCGUGGCGCCGAUUGGCACAAUGGACCCCCUCAGGGUGGAGCUCCUGGAAGAACCGCUGGGCGUAUUGGUGGUGGAGAUGCUGUUGACCGCGAAUACGAGCAACUUAUGCAAGAAUUGUCAGGUGGUGCUCCAAACGGUGAGCCGCGUCAAGCCAUAGAAGGAGGGCCAGGUGGUUACGAGAACGGUGGUCAAGGCUAUGGUGGAGACGACCGUGGUGCGAAACCUUGGCAGCGGGCACCUACUGGUGGCUCAGCACCAUGGCAACGAGGUGGCGACAAUAGACGCGAUGAAUAUAGCCAGGCAGGAUCGGCCCCGCCUUGGGCUCGUGGUGGCAAUGACAAUUAUGGAGGACAAAAUCAGAACGGCGGAUACGGUGGUGCUCCUGGUGGUGCUCCUGGUGGAGGAGCAGCUCCAUGGCAACGACAGGAGAAUGCUCCCCCACCUCCCCCAUCUGGAGAUCAAUAUGGCUAUGGCAGCUACCCUGGUGGGUAUGGAGGAAACUACGGAGGUCAGCAAAACAUGGGCCCGCCUCCUGGGAUGGGCCAAGCCAGUGGUGGCCUCGGUGCACCACCCGGUCUAGGAGCUCUGUUCCAGAACUAUGGCGCUAAUGGCAAUGGUGCCCCUCCUCCACCUCCAUCGGACGAUGCCCCACCUCCUCCCAGCGAUCAACCGCCGCCGCCACCACCACCACCAGGCAACUAG